Molecule: messenger RNA, 1860 nt
Organism: Ilyonectria robusta
Lineage: Eukaryota; Fungi; Ascomycota; Sordariomycetes; Hypocreales; Nectriaceae
Exons: 1
Coding region: 1-1860 (619 amino acids)
Source: RefSeq, a predicted model, not a curated record
AUGUCAUCCACAAUCUAUACAGGACUCUGGACAGACUGGAGCCGCGGAAGAGUCGCAGGCGCAACUAUUACACUUUCAUCUCGCGGUGCGGGUUUCCUUCUUGCCUUCAUUGCGGCCUUCGUCACUGUCAUCGCCUCUAGACUCUGGCGCAUUUUGAGCUUUGCAGCAUAUCAUGCCCUUGCAUCAAACGGCAGACACGACGGUCUGCAUUAUCAACGCCAAUCUGUCCUUCGAAAUACCACGUCUCCCAUGGGUGCUGCAUGGGUAUUUCUCUUGCAGUCGUGGCAUUGGCGUGGGGUGGCGAAUCGAUCGUUUCAAAGGACUUUUCCGUGGGCGGCAUUUGGGGUGCUGUAUGUCAUCGCCUUCGGAAUCCUUGCAGUAUUCUCUUCUCAAAUAUCCGAUUCUGCAACCGAAUACAGACUUGUUAGCUCAGGAAAUUGCGGGCUUGCCAAUGUGAGCGACAGGGAUGCGCUCCAGAGUAAAGAAGCCUACGACAACCUCCAAGCGGGAAUCUACUCUCGACAGUGCUACCAGAGUUCUCCGGGAAGCAUGUGUCAAGCGUUACCCGCACCGUCGCUUUCGUGGACUAACGAGUCUGUCACCUGCCCCUUUGCAGACAGAAUUUGCCUGAACAGUUCCGUCCUCAAAAUGAAAUCCGAAAUGAUCGACUCUCAUCUCCAUCUUGGGAUCAACGAACCCAAACGCAACCGGAUCAAAUACAAAAGAGAAACCAUAUGCGCGCCUUUAAUUACUCAACCGGGAUUUGUCCAGUUUGUGACCGGAGCAGAGGCUAAGAGGCUGAAUUGGGAGGACAAUGAACUCAUCAGGUACCUAUAUGGCCCUGUGAGUGAGAACAAUUACACAUACGCCUACAGUACAAGAGGAAGAGAGAUGAAUAUUGGCUACUCGGUCUGGGUAUAUUACUCAGUGGGUGGGAGCAUUGGCGCGCUAUGGAGACCUAUAAAGGAGUUGGACGUUGGUGAUGGAGACAUCUCGCUGUUUAUGAUUGCUCCCAACUCCGUCCGCCAUCUGCGUCUCAAUUCCGAUCCCGUAUUCGGAGCAAGAAUUUUCGAUCAAUCCGCUCCGAUUGAAGCGUAUCUCCCUGAUCGCUGGGUCAGCCCGAUUGCCUGCGUCGAUACACACCAGAUCUGCAACCCAAAUAACGACAAAUGCACCCCGCUGCAAGGUAGCAGCCAGCUCGUGACGAGUUUUAGGGGUUCAGAUCUUGCUCUGAACAAAGUGCAGCUGGUAACUGCAGAGCGACUGGGUUGGAACCUUGGGUUGUCAAGCUUUUACCGCCUGGUAUGGACUCGCACACAAAACUUUCUCAAAGCGCAGGAGCUCGUCGCCGGCCUGACGCAAUUACCACUACCCCCAAAUCAAUGGGAGAUUGAGAUGAGCUCCCUCUUUGUGGAUGCACUAUCCAAGUUGCAGCACCAAGUCGUCGAAUUCGCCACAGGUCCGGCGGCGCCUACAAAUAUCAGUAUUCUCAGGCCCUGGGUUGCCCCCGAGGGUUCGACUACGGAAGACCUCCCGUUCAACAACGCCUUUGAGCGGAUGUGUCACAAGCAGAGAACAAAGGUAACCGAAGGGACGGUGAACUUUUCAGUAGUGGGAUUUUUCGUUCUUUUGGGACUCGGGCUUUUGAUCACGGUUAUCUCAUUCUUUCUGGAGUCUAUUGCAGCAUUAUUCCAAAAGAAGAGAACUCAGGGGGUGCAAGAGGUUAAAGGUUGGGACCGUGAUGAAUCUCUUCAGGUAAUGAAGAGUCUCUUCGAGCUGAAGGGGGCGGGCAAGUGGAAAGGGCCAGUAGACAAAUUUCCAAUCACGCAAACGGGAGAAAGGUUUGAGUACAACACCUAA